Molecule: messenger RNA, 447 nt
Organism: Acanthoscelides obtectus
Lineage: Eukaryota; Metazoa; Arthropoda; Insecta; Coleoptera; Chrysomelidae
Source: the annotation of a GenBank genome assembly
AUGGUGCAAAAUGUGACCGAGAGUCAAUAUGUUCGAGAAUUCGCGGUGUUGGGAUUAAAGUCUGUAGAUGGAUCUAAGAAUAAAUUUAAAGCUCAAGAUGGCGACGAAUUUCUAGUGGAUUUUCCAGACAUAGUAGCUGUGUUACCGGAUCCUGUCGUGGAAAAUGCAGACGGGCUUAUCACCUAUCGUUUUGAAAAUAUGAUAGAUAUAUUCGAAAUCAUUAACUCUCGAACGGCCGUAGAAUCUUUGAUAUCCGGAAAAGAAAGGAAGAAAUUACAUCUAUACGGGCAAAAAAAUGGCAUUUGCUUUCCAAUCCAUCCGUAUUGUGUGUCAAGGCAGUCCAUAGAGGCUUUGGCCAAAUUUCAAAUAAAAUUUUACAGCGAUUUUGGGUUCUUUAGGUUGGUAGAAUUUUCAGACUGCAAUGGAGAAAGGAAAUUUAAAAUUUGA